UUCCGCCGAUUCCCCCGGCCCCUGCCUCUACUCCUUUUUAAACGAGCCGGCACGCCACCGCGACCACGCCGAGUCGUCCUCGUCUCUCGACUCUCGUACACCCCUCCCCCUCGGCCAGCCAGCACACGACGACGAGACGAGACGAGACCUAGGGGAGCCGCGAGCCAGGCGGUCCGAAGCGAGCGAGCUAGGGUUUGCUCGAUCCAAACCCCCACCCACCCACCACCAGGUUCUGCCUUUUGAGGCCAUCAAACCUGGCCAACUGUCAUGGACCUGGUGGGAUCACUGCUGAUAAACAUGACCCGCUGGGUUGACCCUUCUGGGAUUGAAUUCUUCGGGUGGCUCAUCACUGCCGGUUCCUUUGGCCUGGCGGCGCUCAUCUACGGUCUCCUCAGGCUGCAGAGGGAGGCGUCGCUGUACUGGCUCAAGGCGGCCGCCAGGGAGAAGAAGGCUGUGUCGAAGGUGCUACGGUGCCCCUGCUCAAGCCAUACCUGGACCGAGGACCGCUUCCGUGGUGGCCAACCUUCGACGUGCUGUGUGUGCCUGUCGUCCCUGGCCUUGCCUCAGGGUGUAGGCUCGAGGGCCCUUGACGCUGAUGUUGUUUACCGGUGCUCUGUGUGCGGAGUGGCGGCUCAUUGGUACUGCUCGCAGGGCGCUGACAAGGACUGCAAGUGUGUCACGCAGGCUGGUGCUUCCACUUUGCUGCAUCACUGGUCGGAGAGGUGGGUGGAGAUGGACGAUAACCCGGAGAUAACAACCUUCUGUUAUUACUGCGAUGAGCCCUGUGGUGUGCCAUUCCUUGGCGUCUCUCCUAUAUGGCGCUGUCUUUGGUGCCAGAGGCAGAUCCAUGUGGAUUGUCAUGCAAAGCUGUUGAAGGAGACGGGGAACACUUGUGAUCUUGGCCUGCUCAGUAGACUUAUUGUUCCACCUCUAUCGGUGAAACAAGUUGGUCAAGGUCCGGCAACCAGUGGAGUGUUCAACUCAAUCAAAGAAGGGUUUGUCACUUCUUCAGUUAGGGGUCGGAUUAGAAGGCCACGCAGCAAGAAACGCAUGAACAAUCAGUCUGGCAUUAAGACAACUGCGAUUUCCGCAGACAGUUCAAUUCUCGACUCCGUUCUUGAAGGAUUUGCUAGACUGCAGAACCUGAAUGGAAAGUAUACUCUGGCAAACCCCAAGUUCUCUGGAAACACUCCCAAGCAAACAUGUGGAUCUGACAUUACUAAUGGAGAGGAAAAGAAGUAUGAGCUUGUAGAUUUGCCACAAGAUUCGAGGCCGCUGCUUGUUUUCAUCAACGGCAAGAGUGGUGGCCGUAACGGGCCUUCUCUUAGAAGAAGACUGAACAUGCUGCUGAAUCCCAUACAGAUAUUUGAGCUAAGCGUUUCUCAGGGUCCUGAAGUUGGAUUGCAACUAUUCCAGAAUGUAAAACACUUCAGAAUUCUUGUUUGUGGUGGGGAUGGAACUGUGGCAUGGGUUCUCGAUGCCAUAGAGAAACAGAACUAUGAAUCCCCUCCCCCUGUUGCCAUUCUUCCGCUAGGAACAGGAAAUGACCUAUCGCGUGUUACCCGCUGGGGUGGAGGUUUGUCUUCUGUUGAAGGACAAGGGGGAAUAUGGGCACUUUUAAAUGACAUUGAUCACGCAGCAGUUAUGGUUCUUGAUCGCUGGAAUGUAACCAUCAAAGAGAAGAAUGGGCCAGAAGGUCAAUGCACCAAGCAAGUGAAAUUUAUGACUAAUUAUCUAGGUAUUGGAUGUGAUGCCAAGGUUGCAUAUGAUUUCCACACAACUAGGGAGGAAAGGCCAGAUAAAUUUAGCAGUCAGUUUGUGAACAAGCUGAUAUAUGCUAGAGAAGGCGCUAAGGAUAUGAUGGAUAGGUCAUGUUCCGAUUUACCAUGGCAUGUUAGCCUUGAAGUUGAUGGAAAGAACAUUGAAAUUCCAGAGGAUGCAGAAGGUGUGAUCAUUCUGAAUAUCGCUAGCUACAUGGGUGGUGUUGAUCUUUGGCAAAACGACAAUGAUUAUGAUGAUGAUUUCAGUUCACAAUCAAUGCAUGACAAAAUGCUUGAGGUGGUCUGUAUAUCUGGGACAUGGCAUCUAGGCAAACUGCAGGUAGGACUAUCGAGAGCACACCGACUAGCCCAAGGAAGAGUCAUAAGAUUUCACCUGCACAGUUCAUUCCCUGUUCAGGUUGAUGGUGAACCAUGGAUUCAGCCACCUGGGUGCCUUGAGAUAUCUCACCGUGGACAGGGCCUGUUCUGAUCUCCUCCCAACUCUCCAAACUCCCCGAAUUCAGCUUCUCGGGGCAGCUUCGAACUCCACACAGCGAAGGGAUUCCGUUCUCCAGCUUCGCUAGCUUCGAAUUACUCCCUCUGUAAACAAAUAUGAGCGCGUUUAGAUCAAUACUUUAGUGAUCUAAAUGCUCUUAUAUUUCUUCGAGGGAGUAAUAAAGAUGGCUGCAUGCAUCGAUUGAUGCAGAGGCCGGGGGUUUAACCUCCUUUUCAAAAAAAAAAAACCUCGGUGGCUUGUCUUAGCACCAUAAUGGGCCCGCUGGAACCAGCUCGUUGAAACAGGGAGCGAAUCGUUAUGUUUGGUGGUCGGGAACGAGCGAAUCGUUACGUUUGAUGGUCAUGAACGAAACAUUAUACUUGGCGGUGGCACUGCAGGUGUAAUUUGAGCGAACUCCAGAUUUUGGUUUUGGUGGAGCUGGGCCGACCGAGCUUCAGUUUUUUGCACUACGCUCUGGCUCAGCUCCGAGAAGUCAGCUUCUCGGAGCCCAACCGUUCGGGGCAUUUUGUACUGCAGAUUUAUGUGGAGUUAGAAGCUAGAUGAGAUCAGAACAGGCCCGAAGUUUAAUCUAACUGUAGUUUGUGAAA
Aegilops tauschii subsp. strangulata is the source of this 2864-nucleotide messenger RNA. RefSeq names its product diacylglycerol kinase 2. The record is from RefSeq and is a predicted model, not a curated record. Gene Ontology annotation, cellular component: membrane. Lineage: Eukaryota; Viridiplantae; Streptophyta; Magnoliopsida; Poales; Poaceae. Gene Ontology annotation, biological process: phospholipase C-activating G protein-coupled receptor signaling pathway. Gene Ontology annotation, molecular function: ATP-dependent diacylglycerol kinase activity.